GCCUCCACUGCCAAGGGAACUCAUAUCAUUUUACAAAUAUCUCUUCAAGAGUAAAGAACAACAGAAAAUACAGCAAAAUGGAAUACGCCACAAAAACUGAAAUUUAUCAGAAAAUCAAAAAACCUCUAUUGGAACGUCAAAGACGUGCUCGCAUCAACAAAUGUUUGGAUGGUCUCAAGCAACUGAUGAUCGAUCUGAAUGGUGAUAGUAAAAUUUUACGCAUGGACAAGGCUGAGAUGUUGGAGACAACCAUUACAUUCCUGCAGUCAUACAAUAGGAAGAUGAAAACAAAUCAACAACACCAACAAAUUCCCAUAGAUGCCUUCCGCAAUGGAUACAUGAAUGCUGUCAAUGAAGUGUCUCGGGUAUUGGCCUCAACACCGGGAAUGACUGUUGAAAUGGGAAAAUCUGUAAUGAGUCAUUUGGGACGUUCUUACAAUCGUUUGCAACAACAAUAUCAACAACAACAAGUUUCUUACCAAUCAAUGAAACAGCAGCCCUUGACUGUAGAUUGUGCACCCUUGAGUCCGGCUUCUUCUGGUUAUCACAGUGACGAUAGUCUAAGUCCAGUCAAUUCACCUGUUGCAGCACCCUCGCAACAACAACAACAAGUAUGGAGACCUUGGUAAAGAUUGCCAGAGCAUAACAGCAGUAGCAAUCAAAACCAAGCACAAAUGCGCACACACACACAUACACUGAAGUACCUCAAUCUCCAAGCUCUACUUAACACUCAAACUGUGAUAAUCUCAAAACUGUGAUACAACCUUACCCUUAGACAACACAAUCUAGAAAAUAAAAUAAAAUUAAGAAAAUAUAUGAAAUAUUACAAUAUUUACAAAAACAAAA
Molecule: messenger RNA, 846 nt
Organism: Musca domestica (house fly)
Lineage: Eukaryota; Metazoa; Arthropoda; Insecta; Diptera; Muscidae
Product: enhancer of split m8 protein-like
Exons: 1
Coding region: 78-629 (183 amino acids)
Biological process (GO): regulation of neurogenesis; anterior/posterior pattern specification; regulation of transcription by RNA polymerase II
Cellular component (GO): nucleus
Molecular function (GO): protein dimerization activity; RNA polymerase II cis-regulatory region sequence-specific DNA binding; DNA-binding transcription factor activity, RNA polymerase II-specific
Source: RefSeq, a predicted model, not a curated record